Molecule: messenger RNA, 1014 nt
Organism: Entamoeba invadens IP1
Lineage: Eukaryota; Evosea; Mastigamoebida; Endamoebidae
Product: cysteine synthase A, putative
Exons: 1
Coding region: 1-1014 (337 amino acids)
Cellular component (GO): cytoplasm
Molecular function (GO): cysteine synthase activity
Source: RefSeq, a predicted model, not a curated record
AUGGCGAAAAUAACAGACACAAUUACACCAUCUUUUCCACGUCGACGUAUAUACAACAACAUUUUAGAGACGGUUGGAGGCACUCCAUUAGUCAAAUUGAACAAAGUAGUUGAAUAUUACAAGAUAGAUCCCUCCACGACUAUUCUUUUAAAAUUAGAAUUCUUUAAUCCUUUAUCUUCUGUCAAAGAUCGAGUUGCUUUCAACAUAGUGUAUCAAGCUCUUCAAGACGGUCGUUUGCGUCCAGGAAUGGAACUGAUAGAAGCCACCUCUGGGAACACAGGAAUUGGUCUUUGUGGGGUUGGUAAUGCAUAUGGCUUUAAAGUGAACAUAGUGAUGCCGACCAACGAAUCCCUUGAGCGUAAGUUGAUAAUAAAAGCGUGUGGCGCGACUUUAAUAGAGACUGAGAGUUCUCUUGGGAUGCAAGGCUCCAUUGCUUUAGUUGACAAAAUGGUGAAGGAAGACCCACAGAAGUAUUUUGCAACGAACCAAUUUGCAAACCCAGACAACACAAAUGCACAUCAAUCAACUGCACGUGAAAUUUGGGAAGAUACUAAUGGAAAGGUAGACAUCUUUGUCUCUGUUAUUGGAACGACUGGAACGCUCAUUGGUGUUGGUGAGAACCUGAAAAAGAAAAAGAAAGAUUUUAAAGUGAUAGCUGUUCAAUGGGAUAGAAUACCAUGUGGAGGACCAUAUCUUCCCCUUUGUUGUGAAAGAAGUGGUGGGUUUGUACCUUCGAUAUUUAAAAGUGAAGUAGUUGAUGAUGUAGUGAUGUACAAAAUAGAAGAUGCACUCAAAAUGGCACGAGCGGUGUGUAAGUACGAUGGGAUUAUGAUUGGGAACACUGCAGGACUUGCUGUUUUAGCAGCACUGAAAGAAGCAACUAAAAGUGAGAACAAAGGGAAAACCAUUGUAGUUAUAAUACCAUCCUCAGGUGAAAGAGACAUGUCGACGGAGUUGUAUAACACAGUGGAUAUUGGAAGUAAAACAGAAAUUUUGGAUGAACUUUUGAAUUGA